AUGAAUGGUCCCCGUCCAUCUCCAUUGAAGAUCAACAACGAAUCCCAUCUCAUUCACAAAUCAUAUUCUUCUUCAUUUUCUUCGUCAAAUUCUUCAUCAUCAAUAUCUAUCAUAGCUCCUCCUGUUGUUGGAGUAAAACAGAAGCAGCAGCAGCAAAAGAACCAACCGGUUAUUAUCUAUACAAAUUCACCCAAGGUAAUCCAUACGCAAGCCAAGGAUUUUAUGGCCUUGGUGCAAAAACUCACGGGACUUUCGCGGUCUAAUAAUCAAGAAACGGCACCUCCUCUACAGGAAAGGAAAGAUCAUCAAGUUGUUGUUAGUAAGGGUUUAAAAUCGGCAAAAGUUAACAGUAAUGAAAGAAAGCAUGUUGGUAAUGAUGAUAAUGAGUCAUCUUCAGUUUCAACAGAGGAGAAUUGUCACGGGGAUGCUGCUGGUGGUGUUGAUACUGUUAUUUCACCCAUUCUUAAGCCACCAAAUGCUCCUUACUUUGCUGAUGUUCCUCUUUUUACCCCUUCUUCCGAUUUCUAUUGCGCACCUAGGCCUGUAUUUAGAUGUCCUGAUUCAGUUUUUGCAUCGCCAAGGAUGGGAAAUCCGAUAUCUCCAUCUCUGUUGGAAUUCAUGAAAGGGCUUCCUGAAUAUUGA
Molecule: messenger RNA, 642 nt
Organism: Dovyalis caffra
Lineage: Eukaryota; Viridiplantae; Streptophyta; Magnoliopsida; Malpighiales; Salicaceae
Source: the annotation of a GenBank genome assembly